Molecule: messenger RNA, 1565 nt
Organism: Arabidopsis lyrata subsp. lyrata
Lineage: Eukaryota; Viridiplantae; Streptophyta; Magnoliopsida; Brassicales; Brassicaceae
Exons: 6
Coding region: 600-1175 (191 amino acids)
Source: RefSeq, a predicted model, not a curated record
UUUUUGGAUUUGGAUCAAUUCUCUUGAUUUUCUACCUUUUUAGAGCUUCUUGAUUCGUUUCCUUAUGACCCAAUUUUGCUUUCUGUACUUUGGUUGCAAAAAUCUUACUCGAUUUUGUUUCUAUGCCCAUUUGAGGAUCUUCGUUGAAGACGCGAUUCUAAGUGGUUUUAGCGUUAAUUCGAGUAGAUUUCUCAUCUGGGUAAUGUAUCUGAUUUGAAAUUCUUAGUUUUCAUAGUAAAAUUUUGAUCUUUUUUUUUUUUUUGCUUUCGAUUUCGAUAGUAGUUGACUCUCGCCGACCUUAUCUGACGGCAAAAAGUUUGUCAACUUUUUGUAUUCUUUUUUUCCCAAAAGUCUGGGGUUUAGAUACCGGCUUUGUGUCUAUUCGAUUCGAUUUAGAGUUGGUUAAUGGUAGGACCGAACCGUACCCGAUCCGACCCGCCCUCAAAGACCGAGAAAAUUGCGUCUUCCUUGAACAACAAAAGUUGAAGCUUUAUUGCAAGUUGCAGGUCUCUAAAACCCUAACCUUAAUCUCUGUCUUGUUCGAAUUUAGAGCAGUAUCAAGAAUCAGAGUUCCAUUGAAAUUGUUUGAAUAAAACUCCAUGGAUGAUACACAAGUCAAAGCUCUGGAGGAGAAGCUGAAGAGUCAGCUUGGCCAGCUUGAACUCGAGCAAGCGGUGUUCGAGAGAAUGGUCUACAAGAAUAAGAACCAGCAUCGGAGAUGCUCUUAUUUUCAAUACCUUCUCAAGGUGAGAAGGGACUUGAGACUUUUAAGAACAGCAAACAUGGAGAGUAUGUUGAGACCUUGCUUUCAUGUUAUUUCUGGGAGAAUAAGUAAACAGAAGAUUCAUGUUUUGGAGAGCUUGAAGUUGAAAAAAUCUGAUACUGGGAAACCAAAUAUCUUGGAACGACUUCUUGGAGCUCUUCAUUUACUCUCACAGAUGACUGAACCCAUCUUGAAGGCAGCUAGUGGGAUAUCCACUCUACUAGCUCGUUCAUUUUUCAUAGGAUUUUCUGUGACAUUUUUGGCCCUGCUUGCACGCCUCCGAGUGUUGAUUCAACAAAUAUUACUUGAUGCUGUUUCAGUUUUCAAUUCGGUAACAUCUACAUCACUGAAGAAACAGUCUGUCAAGAUAGCACAGGACGGGGUUGAGGUUGGUCAAAGAUCUUUGGUGUAGAAACAGUAUCCUCACCUCUCUGAAAUUAUCUCGGAUGAACAUGCUGCUUUCAUUCUGGGCCUUUUGAUAACUGAUAAUGUCAUCAUGGCUCAAGAAGCCAAGAAACGACAGUCAAAUUCCUACAUGGCGCUAAAAACAUACAUAAUGAAAGCUUAUGAUCGUCUUGAAUGGAAGUUUUUAGAAGAAACAAUGAGACAAAUGAGAUUUGCUGAGAAGUAGAUCGGGUGGAUAAUGAACUCUGUCACGUCUGUAAGUUUUACUGUCCUGAUUAAUGGCAUAGCUCAUGGCCACAUCCAACCACAACGGACAGGGAGACUCGCUCUCUCUUUAUUUUUUUAUUCUCUAUACCGAAAUGCAACAAGUAGCCUAACGUCUACAACUUCAAGCCAA